This is a messenger RNA of Sparassis crispa, 954 nucleotides long. Its product is annotated as ADIPOR-like receptor. The coding region runs from base 1 to 954 and encodes 317 amino acids. Gene Ontology annotation, cellular component: membrane. Gene Ontology annotation, molecular function: signaling receptor activity. The transcript has 9 exons. The record is from RefSeq and is a predicted model, not a curated record. Lineage: Eukaryota; Fungi; Basidiomycota; Agaricomycetes; Polyporales; Sparassidaceae.
AUGCCGUCUCUUGGUACAAAACUUAAUGGAAAGAUCAGUCAAACCUCCGAGGGCGCACCAGACUUACCCGGAACACCAGUAGAACUCCAUCCCAUAAAGCCGACUCGCAGGACGUUGACAUGGCUGGAGAUCCCUGACUGGCAAAAAGAUAACGAAUAUAUCCUGACGGGGUACAGAAGGGUCCAGUCCAGCUGGCGGGGUUGUGCCGCUUCGGUUUUUGGAUAUUUGCAUAAUGAGACAGUAAACAUCCACAGCCACCUCGGGGGCGCGGUGCUUUUCGCUGCGCUGCUGUGCACGUUCCAGCAGGUGUACUUUGUCCACUACGAAUCCGCGACCGCAGUAGAUGUAGUAGCGUUUAUGAUCUUCCUUUCGAGUGCUGUGAUCUGCUUGCUCUCGAGCGCGUUCUUCCACACGUUCGCCGUGCACUCGCAAGAGAUAUCGUCUCGAUGUAAUGCCGUCGAUUACGGGGGCAUCGUCGUGCUGAUCGUGGGGUCGUUCAUUCCUUGCGUCCACUACGGCUUCUACUGCGACAAGUACUACCAAAUAUUCUACUCCUCGCUCAUCAUUGUCGCGGGUCUCGGUGCCGCCUACAUCGUACUCAACCCGGAGUACCGCAAGCCAACCCACAGAGGCGCGCGCACAAAGGUGUUCAUUGCACUAGGGCUCGCUGCCGUCUUCCCGGUCUCGCACGGGUUGGUCAUGCACGGCUUCGGCAGGCUUUGUUAUGAGAUGGGCUUCCGAUGGCUCCUCAUCUCCGGUUUCCUUUACAUCUCGGGAGCGCUGCUGUAUGCGAACCGUAUCCCGGAACGUUUUUCGCCAGGGACGUUCGACCACUUCUUUGCGUCCCACCAGAUAUUCCAUUUCCACGUUGUCCUGGCAGCUCUUUCGCAUUACGCGUGUAUCUUGACCGGGUUCCAUCAUUGGCAUAGUCGCAUAGGACAAUGUCCCAUCUAG